Onthophagus taurus is the source of this 1029-nucleotide messenger RNA. The record is from RefSeq and is a predicted model, not a curated record. Lineage: Eukaryota; Metazoa; Arthropoda; Insecta; Coleoptera; Scarabaeidae.
UAAUCCAAAAUAAGAUAAAACUAUGCAUCUUGAUUUAGUUUUAGAUUAAAACUAAUUGAAAAUGUUGCUUCUCAAGCUCGUUAUUUUAACAUUCUUCAUCCUAUUAAAUUUUUUAACUAUUUUUGGGAUUGAUUUGGGUGAUAAAUGCAGUUCUAAUUAUUAUUGCUGGUACAUAGCAAAUGCAGAGUGCCGAAAUAAUAUUUGUCAAUGUAUGGAAGGAACAACUCAAUACAGUGAAGGUUGUCUUGAAGAUGUAAACCCAAAAAUAGCUUGCCCAAAUUCAAAUGAAUGCUAUCUUUUGGAGUAUAAUUCGAUUUGCGUGAACGGAUACUGCCGAUGUCCUAUUAAACACCAUUUUAGAGAUGGAAAAUGUCACUAUAAUAAAUAUUUGCGCGAACCUUGCACGGAAGAUAAAGAAUGUUAUCUCGGGAUGCAAUUCGUUGGAAGUAUGAUUUGUAAAAACUUCAGAUGCAAUUGCAACAAUGGGUAUCAUUCAGUAAAUUCAAGAUGCAGAAAUGGAUCAAUCAAAAACAUCCCCGGAGUUGUUUAUUAUUACUGGUAAUAACGUCAUUAACAAAAAUACUUUGAAUAAUCACAAAUUUAUUAAAAUUAAAAGCAAUAUAUUUUAAAUUUAAUUAAAUAAUUUAUAUUUUAAUAUUAGUGUACAGAUUCCUUUAUUAUCCUAUAAAUUUGAAACAUAACUUUAAAACGUCAAAUACGUCAACCUUAAAACUUUUGGGGCCAUUAUCGUUCGGUAAUUCCUCAGAAUCUGAUGAAAUGAACAAAGAAUCUCCUUGUUUGAUCUGCAUGUACCUUGCACGGAAGAUAAAGAAUGUUAUCUAGGGAUACAAUUCGUUGAAAGUAUGAUUGCAACAAUGGGUAUCAUUCAGUGAAUGCAAGAUGUAGAAAUGGAUCAAUCAAAAACAUUCCCGGAUUUAGUUGUUUAUUAUUACUGGUAAUAACGUCAUUAACAAAAAUACUUUGAAUAAUCACAAAUUUAUUACAAUAAAAAAUAUAUAUUAAAUUUAA